CAGCGCCUGUACUAAAAUCAGUCCCAGUCGAGGUCCUUACACGUCUGUCUUUGGUUUUUAUCCACUCUAUUCAGAGAUGAUUUUGAAACAUGUCAUAUUUUAAUUUUUAAUAGUCCACAUUUCAGCAGUUGUGUCGCUUUCACUUUUUGAUCGCGAGCUCCAGACGGUCAGCGCUUGACUUUUGGUCACGAGGACCAGCAUGCGGAAGAGUCUCGAGGAUCUGAUUAUCAACAAGAGGCUAACAGCUAGCUUAACUUAACGGCGGCGGAAGGUAUUACCAUCGUCUUUUGCGUCUAAAGUCGACCUUUGGCCAAAAUCCAAAAUGUCAUCGGAGGAAGUUGAGAAGUUGCACGAAAUCUACAAAUCUCUGUACGACGAGCUCAAGCUGAUGCCAGACAGGGCUCUGCGCUGCCACGGAGAGGAGAAGAAGAAGUUGAUCCGAGCCUUCGAUGAACGGCAGGGGGAGGCUGAGGAAGUGUUACAAGGAAUGGAGGAGGAGUUGCGCUCGGCCCCUUCCUCCUACCGAAACGCGAUGACGACCAAGCUGCGGCUGUACCGCCGAGACUUGGGCAAGCUGCAGAGGGAGAUCAGGAGCCCCGACGUUGGUUUUGGUUCCUCCUCCAGGCCAGUGGAGGGAGCUCAGCAAGGCAUCUACUCAUCACAGAAUCAACACAGUACACACUUGCAGUCCCAGAGAGCCUUGCUGCUGCAGGGCACAGAGUCUCUCAAUAACGCCACCAAAAGCAUCGAGCGAAGCCAGCGCAUCGCCGCCGAGACAGACCAGAUCGGCACAGAUGUCAUCGAGGAGCUGGGAGAGCAGAGGGAGCAGCUGGAGCGUGCCAGGAACAGAUUGGUCAAUACUGGAGAGAACCUGAGUCGAAGCCGAAAGAUCCUGCGCGCCAUGUCACGCCGGCUGAUGACCAACAAGCUGCUGCUAGCUGUCAUCAUUUUAAUGGAGCUGGCCAUACUGGGUGCUGUGGUCUACCUGAAGUUCUUCAGAAAAUGAGCAGCCUGCACUGCACCGCCUGCGACCAACAGGCAGCCAGGCCGGGCUCCACUUUCCACCUGCCUCCUCACAGACUGUCCAGUCGAAAUAAUGCUGUCCUGCUGUCUUCAGUCAGCUGUCUUUGUUCCCACGGGGAGUACAAUAAGGACAUUUUCAUGGUUCAGUCUUAAUGUGGACCUUGCUUGUGGAGCUUCUGCUGCUGGAACAGGAUGAAUUCUUUUACUGAACUGGUUUGUGGACCAGACCCACGGAACCUGCGAGGAGCUGUUAAUCAAAUGGAAUUGAGAGCUGCACUGUUUUACCAGACUUUUUUUCUGCCACCCCUCUGCAUCUGAGAUGAUGCCCUGGAGGAUGAUGGACCUCCUGGACUUGUGCUCUGGCUGCUACAGACUCCAGAGCAGAUUCACUGGAAGAGACAAUCCAGCUCAGAGUGUACGAGAAGACUGACACCCCCCCACACACGAAUGCUCUGGAGGUGGGGGAAGAUUUGUGAAACGUUUGUUAAAGCACUUUGACUCAGCAGUUUUGGAAGGUUUGUGAAUUCUCAGAUUGGGAUACCACUUCUUAUGCAUACUCUGUAAUAUUAGCAAUCAAACCAAUUAUAUUAAGCUGUUACAAUAGUAAGCUAUGUGAUGAAAUAGCAGCUGUCGAAUCUAUUUUUGUAAUUUAUUCCUGCCUGUAUUCAAGCUGGUUGCAUAAAGCACAUUUAGCGUCUUUUUUUGUGAAAUGUAUCUCCACUUCUGAGCACUGAGACCUGAAUUCCAGAUCGCCGAGUCAAAGAGAGGUAUGAAUGUGAAAGAAUGUAUGGAACCUCCUAAUACAGAUGCAAUGUUUUACGGUUAAUUAUGAUAUUGCCUAAUCACUGUACAGUACAAAGAUGACUGUUGGAAUCAUGCCUGAGGUUUUCUUAUUUUGCUGUCUUCACAGUAUUAAAGCUAACCUUCAACCUGG
Messenger RNA from Myripristis murdjan (pinecone soldierfish), 1957 nucleotides. RefSeq names its product vesicle transport through interaction with t-SNAREs 1B (gene vti1b). NCBI's taxonomy places the organism in Eukaryota, Metazoa, Chordata, Actinopteri, Holocentriformes, Holocentridae. The coding region runs from base 323 to 1006 and encodes 227 amino acids. The record is from RefSeq and is a predicted model, not a curated record. Gene Ontology annotation, cellular component: ER to Golgi transport vesicle membrane; SNARE complex; late endosome membrane. The transcript is spliced from 6 exons. Gene Ontology annotation, biological process: macroautophagy; intracellular protein transport; intra-Golgi vesicle-mediated transport. Gene Ontology annotation, molecular function: SNARE binding; SNAP receptor activity.